AUGUCGGACAAGCUCAACCAGUCUCUUGACGAGAUCCUCAAGGCCAACAAGCGCGUCUCCCGCGGCCGCCCUGCCGCCCGCCGCGCUGCUAGCGGAAAGGGCGCUGCUGCUGCCACCGCUCCCGUCGGUGGCGUCAAGAAGAACACCAAGGCUCCCAAGGCUGCCGCCAAGGCAAACAUUCCUACUGGACCUGCCUCCAAGGCGCAUGGAGACAGUAAGAUCAUGGUCAGCAACUUGCCUCACGAUGUGACUGAGCCUCAGAUUAAGGAGUACUUUGCGAAGAGCGUCGGACCGGUCAAGAAGGUUCUGCUCACCUACGGUCCCAACGGCCAGAGCCGCGGUGUUGCCACGGUCAUCUUCACUAAGCCGAAUGCUGCUGCUGAGGCUGCGGCGGCCCACAAUGGCCUGAAGGUCGACAAUAGGCCCAUGAGAGUUGAGGUCAUUCUCGGUGCCUCUGAUGUCCCUCCUCCCGCGGCGCCGAAGCCGCUUGGCGAGCGCGUCCAGCAACCCAAGAACGCUGCGAAGGCUCAGCCGAAGCCGGCUACGCAGACCAAGGCUGCGGCGGCGGCGGGCAAGGCGGGCAAGAAGCGCCUCCGCGGCAAGAAGACCAACCGUCCCAAGCCGAAGACGGCCGAGGAGCUUGAUGCUGAAAUGCAGGAUUACUUUGAUAGCGGCAACGGUGCGGGUGUGGACGGCGACACUGCGAUGGCGACCAACGGCGGCGCCGUGCAGGCGGCUGGCAAUGGCGGAGACCAGAUGGAGGAUGAGGUUAUGUAA
This is a messenger RNA of Lasiodiplodia theobromae, 777 nucleotides long. RefSeq names its product RNA recognition motif containing protein. Gene Ontology annotation, molecular function: mRNA binding. The record is from RefSeq and is a predicted model, not a curated record. The transcript has 6 exons. Gene Ontology annotation, biological process: mRNA export from nucleus. Lineage: Eukaryota; Fungi; Ascomycota; Dothideomycetes; Botryosphaeriales; Botryosphaeriaceae. Gene Ontology annotation, cellular component: nucleus. The coding region runs from base 1 to 777 and encodes 258 amino acids.